AUGUGGUUCGAUGUUGCCAUGGUGCUCAGGAAUGCCUUCUCCAGCUCCGCAGAGGUGCCCCUCCGCAGCAAACACAGGGUGUACUCUAUGACCAUGGCAUCACAGGGCAGUGUGAUCCUGCCGCCGCCGCCCGUGAAGCCGAACUCCUCCUUGGACAUCUGCAGGAGCUCGGUGAAGAUUGUCGUCCCGAGGCACGACAACGGCACAUCAAAACAUGCCCCGUCAAUCGUGUACACGGCGCAGUGGCCCUUACUUGCCACGGAAGUGCAGCACUUGUCGACUUCCUUUGCUGCCGUCCUCCAGGUCACUGAGUGUGAGUGGGAUGGUUCAUGGUUGCGCAAGGGACAAGGACAUGAGCCCAUGAGGACGUGCUUGGAGCCUUGGACUGCACAGAAUCCAUGCUGGUGCACCAUGCCGAGCGGUGUCGCUGGGAAGUGGCACGAGGACCCCAUGUUUGUUGGGGCCAACGUGGAGCAUGAGGGCCAGAUUCAGCCAGGAAAAGAAGGAGAAGCAACCAUGAUCAGUGCCAAGAGGCUCGUUCAGAUGGCAAAGAAGUGGCAGAGAAUGGCCGCCUUGGCAAGGAAGCGGCUUACCUCGAUGUCGGCGAAAGAAACUGAAGCAUCCUUUGGAACGUCGUCGACGGCAAUGGCCAGCAAGGACCACUGCGUCAUGUACUCCGCUGACGGAAGGCGGUUCGAGGUGCCGCUGGCGUACCUCGGCACAGCGGUCCUCGGUGAGCUCCUGUGCAUGUCGCAGGAGGAGUUUGGGUUCGCGAGCAACGGUGGCAAGAUCACGCUGCCCUGUGAUGCCGCCAUGAUGGAGUAUGCCAUGUGUUUGGUUAGAAGAGACGCUUCUGAGGAGGUUGUGAGGGCGCUCUUGAGCUCCAUGGUCAGGCCUUGCCACACUGUCAGUGUCUGUGGCGUGGCACCAUCGAUGGAGCUCAAGCAGCAGCUAGCCGUAUAUGUAUAG
This is a messenger RNA of Miscanthus lutarioriparius, 969 nucleotides long. Lineage: Eukaryota; Viridiplantae; Streptophyta; Magnoliopsida; Poales; Poaceae. The record is from the annotation of a GenBank genome assembly.